Messenger RNA from Synchiropus splendidus (mandarinfish), 3346 nucleotides. Its product is annotated as abl interactor 1-like. Gene Ontology annotation, cellular component: intracellular anatomical structure; lamellipodium. The coding region runs from base 246 to 1736 and encodes 496 amino acids. Lineage: Eukaryota; Metazoa; Chordata; Actinopteri; Syngnathiformes; Callionymidae. The transcript has 11 exons. The record is from RefSeq and is a predicted model, not a curated record. Gene Ontology annotation, molecular function: SH3 domain binding.
GCGCUCCCGCUUGUUGUCGCCAGAAGUAUUUUGUGGUAAACAAAACAAUAGUACGGGAUUGUAAUGUAGUACAUUUGCGUGUCGCUGGUCUUCCCCCAGUCUCUCGGCCAAUCACCGCUCUCGCUAUUGUGACGAAGAGCCGUGGUGAACCGGAGGCCGGGCGGGGGAGCCUCCUUCUCGGCUGCACAGCAUCACCGCCCCGCUUGACUGAGGACAGACCGGAGAGAAAUGCAAAGGGAUGUAAGAUGGCAGAGCUACAAAUGCUAUUAGAGGAGGAAAUCCCUGCCGGUAAAAGGGCUCUCGUGGAGAGCUACCAGAACCUAUCGCGGGUCGCCGAAUACUGUGAAAACAACUAUGUUCAGGCUCAAGACAAGAGGAAGGCCCUGGAAGAGACCAAGGCCUACACGACUCAGUCUCUGGCCAGUGUUGCUUACCAGAUCAAUGCCUUAGCCAACAAUGUGCUGCAGCUGCUGGACAUCCAGGCGUCGCAACUGCGACGCAUGGAGUCCUCCAUCAACCACAUCUCCCAGACUGUGGACAUUCAUAAGGAAAAAGUGGCCCGUCGAGAGAUCGGCAUCCUGACCACCAACAAAAACACAUCCCGCACCCAUAAGAUCAUCGCCCCGGGCAACAUGGAGCGGCCAGUGCGCUACAUUCGCAAGCCCAUCGAUUACACACUGCUGGACGACGUGGGCCACGGUGUCAAGUGGCUUAAGGCCAAGCAAAAUGGAAACAAUGCAGCUGGAAGAGGAGGGACACUAUCGAGGACAAAUCCACCAACACAAAAACCUCCAAGCCCCCCAAUGGCUGGUCGCGGGACCCUUGGGCGCAACACUCCCUACAAAACACUGGAGCCAGUGAAGCCGCCUGUGGUGCCUAAUGACUAUAUGACUAGUCCGGCCAGACUGGGCAACCAGCAGAGUCCAGCACGCACAGCCUCACUGAACCAGAGGCCCAGGACUCACAGUGGCAGCAGCGGUGGCAGUGGAGGACGGGAGAACAGCAGUGGCAGUGGAGUAGGCAUUCCAUUAGCAGUUCCAACUCCGUCCCCGCCCAGUAUGGGACCAGUGGCGACUUCCUCAGCGUCGGUCCCACAAGGACCUGGUUUGGGCCCAAUCCCGAUGUCCCAGUUCGGCACAAUCUCCCGUCAAAUCUCCCGUCACAACUCCUCUACAACCUCCUCGGCCUCCAUGGUGUCGGCAACUGGAACGUACCGCCGCGCGCCCUCGGUCUCCUCCCAGCAGCCGCACCUAAACGGCGGACCCGCCUACUCACAGAAUUCAGUGUCUGUGGCUCCCCCGCCUCCUCCUCCAAUGGUCCAGCUGACACCACAGAUUCCUCUCACCGGCUUUGUGGCCAGAAUGCAGGAGAGCAUAACCGACAGUCCCGCUCCACCACCUCCACCUCCACCUGAAGAUAUGAGCGUGUUUGAGGAGCCUUCUCCUCCCCCUCCUCCACCACCUGUUGACUAUGAAGAAGAGGAAGCAGCAGUGGUCCACUACAGCGACCCGUACGCCGACGGAGACCCUCAGUGGGCCCCUAAGGCUUAUCUAGAGAAAGUUGUGGCCAUAUAUGACUACACUAAAGACAAAGAGGACGAGCUGUCCUUCAUGGAGGGAGCCAUCAUCUAUAUCAUCAAGAAGAACGACGACGGCUGGUUCGAAGGCGUGUGCAACGGCGUCACCGGACUCUUCCCCGGAAACUACGUGGAGUCGAUCAUGCACUACGCCGACUGAGGUAACCGCCGAGAUGUACAGAAGUAUGCAGUUCCCACGGCUCCAUUCCAGACCAAGUGCCAUGCUCUGUGACGUUCUACAUGUGGGGCUUGCACAAAAUAUCCUUGCGUUUGAAUAGAAAUGUGUCGCACAAAAAUAGAAGGCGGCGGCGGCAGAAGCCGCGCAAGAGCCAGGUCUGUCUGCGUCACGCUGAAAGGGAGUCAAGCCGUUUACAAACUUAACAGACCGGCUGCUUGCAAGAGCUUCUGCCGCCUCCUGAAAACAAACAUCUUCUAAAAGAAACAGUAAGUGCAUUAGGACACGACUGAAUGUCCGAUGUCGUCACUGUCCAAAUCACAAGAUGUUCAAAGAGGGGAGAACCUCAGUGUGUGUAUUUACUAUGCUACAUGUCAGUGGGGUGGGAGUGAGGGGGUGUAAAAAAGUGAUUGUAAAUCUUCUAACUGUACAUAAAGUGUAACGUGAGAAUAUGCCAGUAAAGUACUUUUUGUGUGUUUCUACCUGUGAGUUUCCAUCAGUGCAGGUGCGGCCAAAAUCAGAUUAUCAGUCGCUUGUUUGUUUUUUUUACUUGAAUUUUAUUCCCAAACAUUUACAGUGCCAUUUUGCCGUCAUCUGGGCCACAGUUGCUGAAGCGCGACCACGCUGUCGCUAAGAAGGGACGAGAGCUCGCUUGUGUGGAUGGCAACAUCCCGGCCUCAGUCACUCACAAGUCCCAUAAUGCACUGAAAUAGCUGAAGCUAGAGAGAGCACAGAAGGUGAAAUCCCACCCUCCACAUUUUGGUUUUGUGAUGGUGUCCAGCCACUGUAGCAACGUUUUGCUUCGAAGCAACGGAAGGACUAACUUAUAUGUGUGUGUGUGUGUGUGUGUGUGUGUGUGUGUGUUCAUGUGGUUCUCCACUGUGUUAUAAUCGCUGCACUGAAUAGCUGUCAUCGACUGUUUGUUCGACUCUUUCUGUGGUUGGUGCUUCUUACUGGUGCUCGACGACCAUAAUCGCCAACCUCGACCACCUCAAAACUGCUGGGUCCCUGAGAGUGUUCUAGAUCUGAUUGUACUGUCGGGUGAAUGUCAAAAAUGAAGUCAUCCACCACCAGUUUAGUUCCACUUCUUCCAACCAUGGUGACGCCUGCUCUUCCUGAGUCUCUUCAAUAGUGUCUUUGGCUCUUUUUUUUUUUAACUGGAAGAUGUUUCUCCUCUCGGACAACCCGGAUGUCAGUCAGUAUUUUGUGUACGCACGAAACAUUUGGAAUGAUUUGCAGCUACGUCCCAUCGUUGAUUGUACUUCUCGGUCACGCGGCGACUUUUUGUGGUGACUUUUUCUACCGUAUUUCUAGCUCUUCAUUUCUUACAUCUCGUGUCUGAAACCGUUUGUAAAGGAUUUAUUUAUACGCUUGUGUCAUAGAGACGACCACUUUGUAACAUUUCAGGGCAUCCACAGUCAAGACGUCUUUCUCUGAUUGUGUUUUUCUUAUGGUGGAGCAAAAAAAAAAAAAAAGAAAAAUCAAUGGGGGAAAAAAAGUGAUCUGUAACUUAAGUGUGAAAAGCUGUUUGUCUUCUCCUCUCAGUCUGUACAUAUGACGUGUUCAAUUAAAUUUAUGUACAGUCGUUUUGUAAU